GUGAGCAUGCGCAAUCGUGGACGUGGCAGUGACGUUACGCAUACCGGAAGCGGUAAGGAGUGGAAGUGAAACCCCGACCUCCGUUUCAUCGACAAGCCGGGAAUACUGUGGGAAAAAACGACGAAAUGAUACAGUAACCAUGAUGUGCGGAGUCGCUGGAGAACAUUCAACUCUUCCAAGCUUUUAGUAACAUCUGAAGUCUGAAGUGUUUGCUUUGGCCUCAUAAAGGCCCCAGCAGAGACUUUCACAGCAGCCGGUCCCCCUCAGAUUCACUGUCACAUAUACACAUCCUGAUACUGUUGAGGGAAAGAGGUUCUGCAGCAUUAUCAUGACGUGUCGGGACCGCACAAUUGAGUUCCAGUCGGCUUGUAAGUCACUGCAGGGGAGACAGUUACAGAAUGGGACUCACAAUAAACCUGCCAUUAAUGCCAUUAAACAGCGCAGUGACUUCACUCUUAUGGCCAAGAGAAUUGGGAAAGACUUGAGCAACACAUUUGCCAAGCUUGAAAAGCUUACAAUUUUGGCCAAAAGGAAGUCUUUGUUUGAUGAUAAAGCAGUGGAGAUUGAGGAGCUAACAUACAUUAUUAAACAGGACAUCAACAGUCUUAAUAAGCAGAUAGCGCAGCUGCAAGACCUCGUACGAUCCCGCAGUGGGCAAAAUGGCCGUCACAUCCAGACACAUUCCAACACAAUUGUUGUAUCCCUGCAGUCCAAGUUGGCAUCAAUGUCAAAUGAUUUCAAGUCAGUCCUGGAAGUGAGAACAGAGAAUCUGAAGCAGCAGCGCAGCAGAAGAGAGCAUUUCUCCCAGGCCCCUGUCUCAGCCUCUCCUCUGCUCACCAAUAACUUCAAUAGCUCAGUUCUGAUGCAGGAUGAGUCCAGGAGUCUUGCAGGAGAGGUGGCCAUCGACAUGGACUCUAGAGCAAACCCUCUGCAGCUGCAGCUCAUCGAUGAACAGGACUCGUAUAUACAGAGCCGAGCGGAUACCAUGCAGAACAUUGAGAGCACCAUUGUGGAGUUGGGCUCCAUCUUUCAGCAGUUGGCGCACAUGGUCAAAGAGCAGGAAGAGACGAUUCAGAGGAUCGAUGCCAAUGUGGAGGACACCCAGCUGAAUGUGGAAAUGGCCCAUAGCGAGAUCCUGAAGUACUUCCAGUCCGUCUCCUCUAAUCGCUGGCUCAUGAUCAAGAUAUUCCUUGUUCUCAUCAUCUUCUUUAUCAUCUUUGUGGUCUUCCUCGCCUGAGAAGGAUAUACCCGAGCAUAAGGAGGGAUGAAAACGGAGCCAAAGGGUUUGAAGGACGAUGGAUGGACUAAUGGACUUAAGUCCACAUUCAAUGGACUUAUGGGCGAAUGUGCAAAAUCACAAGUGGACCGGACUCUUUGGGUUGAGUGGGGUGGGUUGGGGUUCUGAUGCUCAUUAGUGGGUUAGUCAGAGUAUCUUGAGUCAGAUGUUAAUUCUGUCAACUGUCCGACUUCAGCUCUCUUACUCUGGAGGGAGAUGGAGGAUAAUGGUGAUGCUGAAGAAGGUGGAGAUUUACUGUGUAUUUAAAUAGAGAGGAGGGUGUUCUGAUUCACUCUGUUCUCUUUAAGCUUCAUCUGCAUUAACAUUCAGGCCUUCGUUUCUUAUUAAUAAUCACAUAUUAAAAGAGAAGGCUUUUUCCCAAGUGGUUUGAUUCUCCAAACUGGUUUAGUUUGUUCUUCUCAGACAGUGUUGUCCAUAAUCAGAUAACAUUUUUACAGUAAAUUAAAUGAGACCUGAUUCUCCUCAUAAAAUAAGCCUGAUAAUAAUA
Molecule: messenger RNA, 1784 nt
Organism: Carassius carassius (crucian carp)
Lineage: Eukaryota; Metazoa; Chordata; Actinopteri; Cypriniformes; Cyprinidae
Product: syntaxin-5-like
Exons: 11
Coding region: 329-1237 (302 amino acids)
Biological process (GO): endoplasmic reticulum to Golgi vesicle-mediated transport; intracellular protein transport; vesicle fusion
Cellular component (GO): SNARE complex; endomembrane system; Golgi membrane
Molecular function (GO): SNAP receptor activity; SNARE binding
Source: RefSeq, a predicted model, not a curated record